Colletotrichum lupini is the source of this 150-nucleotide messenger RNA. RefSeq lists its product as uncharacterized. The record is from RefSeq and is a predicted model, not a curated record. The annotation marks the transcript as partial. The transcript has a single exon. NCBI's taxonomy places the organism in Eukaryota, Fungi, Ascomycota, Sordariomycetes, Glomerellales, Glomerellaceae.
CUUACUAAGUUUACCUACUUUAUCCUCUAUACAAAAUCUAGUACUAUAAAAGACUUAGUAUAUAUAUUUACUAAGGUUAUACUCUUAAACUAUAAUUUAUUAAAAGAAGUUAUUUCUAAUAAAAAUAAGCUAUUUAUUUCGAAGUUUUAG